GAAAUCUCUCUACUUUCAUUUUCGCUUUUUAUGCUGAGUAACUGUGAGUACAGCUCCGUGUCGUGCGCGGUAUUGAAUUACAUAAAUAUAAAGUGUAUUUUUGUGUCUGGCUGCUUUUUUUAAAGCCUCAACGCUUUUAUAAACUUAGUCAAACAAGUUUUCAUCUGCAGAGUCGACAUGGCUUUUCACGAUCCUGCCUCAAAGAAACAGGUGGACGACUUCUGCGUAAAGCUCACCAAGGAGGCAGAGCAGCUGGUUUCUGUAUUUUUCCCUCAGAAGAUUGAAGAGCUGCAGAAGCUGUUGCAGACAUCUUUCAGCCGCAGUGACCUGGAAUUUCUGAGGGCUCCACUAGACAUCCCAAUACCAGACCCAGUAAAAGAGGAGGCCAAGCGCAAGAAGAAAGAGGAGAAGGAGGCGAAGAAGGGGAAGGAAGACAAGGACAGCGAUAAAGAGGACGAAGAUUCAGGGCCUCCUUGUGGUCCCAUCUCCAGCAACGAACAUGUGGAAAGUCUCCUACAGGUGGUAAAGCCUGAGAUCCAGACACUGAAAGAGAAGCUCAACACGGUGUCAAUGUGGGUGCAGCUCCAAAUCCCUAAAAUUGAAGAUGGGAACAACUUUGGAGUGGCUGUACAGGAAAAAGUGUUUGAGCUGCUGACCAACACACGCACCAAGAUCGAGGGCUUCCAAACGCAGAUCGCAAAAUAUUUCAGCGAGAGAGGUGAUGCUAUAGCCAAAGCUGCCAAACAGUCCCACGUGGGAGACUACAGACAGCUGGUUCAUGAGCUGGACCAGGUCCAGUACAUGGAGCUCCGCCUUGUGGUCCUGGAAAUCCGUAACACAUAUGCUGUGUUGUUUGACAUCAUUACUAAGAACUAUGACAAGAUUAAGAAGCCCAGAGGAGACGGCAAGGCUCUCAUCUACUGAGACUCCAGCACACUCACCUUCCAAAGAGAUACUACCAGUGUAGUAUGACACUCUCAUAACAAUACACCUGUUCUGACACAAAUGUCUUCUUUUUCAUCCGGUGCAUUCAUUUUUGGAAAGAUUACAAAAUAAAGCAACAUGAUUCCGGUA
This is a messenger RNA of Epinephelus fuscoguttatus (brown-marbled grouper), 1074 nucleotides long. RefSeq names its product proteasome activator subunit 1 (gene psme1). The record is from RefSeq and is a predicted model, not a curated record. Gene Ontology annotation, biological process: positive regulation of endopeptidase activity; regulation of G1/S transition of mitotic cell cycle; regulation of proteasomal protein catabolic process. The coding region runs from base 178 to 924 and encodes 248 amino acids. Gene Ontology annotation, cellular component: nucleoplasm; cytoplasm; proteasome activator complex. Gene Ontology annotation, molecular function: endopeptidase activator activity. Lineage: Eukaryota; Metazoa; Chordata; Actinopteri; Perciformes; Serranidae. The transcript has 11 exons.